UCAUUUUAUAAAAAUGAAUGGAUACCUAUUUCUAAGAAUGAUAUAUUACUGUAUAAACUGAAGCAUAAUUUUAUAAGCAGUAGACAUAAUGUGGCAAAUGAUGAUGCAAUUAAUGACACAGCAACAACUGUUGAGGAGGAUGAUAUGAAAUUGUUAAGAGACGGUGUAAUUAAGGUGGUGACACCUCAAAUUAUAUUAAAUACCAGACCUUUCCGUGAUCCAUUUCAAGAAAAUAUAAAUAGAAAUAAAUUUCAAGAGGUGUCUAAUGAAUGUUUAGAGUGCAAGAAUGAUCCUGAAAACUUAGAGGUUCAAAAUUCAAUACAACCGACUGAGGAAAAACAUACACAAAAAAUAUACAAUAUUACAAAAGCUGUUCGUAAAUCUAAAGCGAUUACAGAAAACGAACCUUUAAAAUUUUUUAACAAUAUUGUCAAAUUAAAUAAUAAAAUCAAUAAUAUUGGUGAAAACAAAGAUUUUCCUAGAAGUGAAGAUAUAAGUACAGCAGAAUCUCAUAAUACAUAUGAGGUAACAGAAGAUUUUGGAAGACCUAAAAUUGAAGUUAAUCAAGAGAAUAACGAAAAUAAAUAUGUAUAUCCAACGGCGCUGGUUUAUUCAUUAGAACUGCGGCAAUACAUCGCCAACACACUCAAUAAACUGCUGAUAGAACUCCGACACACACGCCUCGCUUUGUACGGCGUCGGUUAA
This is a messenger RNA of Galleria mellonella (greater wax moth), 705 nucleotides long. RefSeq lists its product as uncharacterized. Bases 145 to 705 code for a protein of 186 amino acids. Gene Ontology annotation, biological process: protein ubiquitination; ubiquitin-dependent protein catabolic process. The transcript has 3 exons. The record is from RefSeq and is a predicted model, not a curated record. Gene Ontology annotation, molecular function: ubiquitin-ubiquitin ligase activity. Gene Ontology annotation, cellular component: ubiquitin ligase complex. Lineage: Eukaryota; Metazoa; Arthropoda; Insecta; Lepidoptera; Pyralidae.